Messenger RNA from Boleophthalmus pectinirostris (great blue-spotted mudskipper), 3567 nucleotides. RefSeq names its product deltex E3 ubiquitin ligase 3 (gene dtx3). Gene Ontology annotation, biological process: protein ubiquitination; Notch signaling pathway. The transcript is spliced from 5 exons. The coding region runs from base 877 to 2103 and encodes 408 amino acids. The record is from RefSeq and is a predicted model, not a curated record. Lineage: Eukaryota; Metazoa; Chordata; Actinopteri; Gobiiformes; Gobiidae.
UUAUAAAUUAAUGCCAAAGGACAGAUUCCCCAAACUCAUUUGCAUGACAACUGAAUGAGUGGGUACUCCCUGUAUGUAGGCUGUGUGCACAUAUCGUGUUUGUCAAGCUCUAAAUCACGACCGAAGUAUGAUUCACUGCCAGAACACUCACCAACAUAGAACAUGUUAUCCUCCAAUCCUGUGCGCGCAGUGACGAACUUCCUGGUCACAUUUUAGGCUGGUCUCAAAUACCUUGUUUUAAUGAGGAGCGCUUUAACUGUAGCCUAUAUGACGGAGGAAAGGAAGCUGUCACUCGGAAGAUACCAGAACUGUCAGGUUUAUCUGGCUCAAACAAUCUUAGAGCCUGCGUGAGGGAGCCGGAUAAGAAAGUCAAAAUGCUAUUUACUUUGUGUAACGCCUAACUCAAGGACGUAAGCUACGUGGAAGACUAACAGCCAAGACCGGGGACGAGCUGCUGCUCUGGGUUGCGUUUGGUGGCAUCGAGAACGACUUGAUGAGAUUUUAAGCCGAUAUGGAGAUUAUGAAACGGGCGUACAUUGGGAUACCAUGUCUUGACUACUAAAGAGUAAUGCUCCGCGGAUAAGCUGCAGCAGCGAGGGGCGAGAACAGGCCUCCUUCUUCUCCGAUGGAUGCUAUUUAAUCCCGCCAUAAACCUCCCUAACAGGUAGCGACGAGCUACGGUAAAGGGGCGCUUCACUCGCAAUUGAAGGAAUUUAUGGGAUCACGAGUGUGCAUUUGUGAACAGCUGAUCUGCCGCGAUGCUGCCUGCUGCAUGAGGCUAACGUGAUGCAGCCAAACACCAGCCACUCUUCAUCUCUUAUGAACAUAUCAAGUUUAUUACUCAGCUAUAACUAGAGUUUUGACAUUGAUUGUAACAUGGUUUCGUUCGUUUUGAUAAACCAUCUGUAUUUGCGCCUUUCACACAUGGAAUCCAGCUUGCUCUGUGUGGUACUAUUACUUGCAUUCUUGUGCUGUAAACAUGUGUUCUGUCCUUUCUGUGCAGUCUCGUCUGAUGAGAUGAGUGUGCGUGCGGGCCAGGGCAGUGACGAGGUGCUGGUUUCACAGGCAGUGUGGGAUUACCUGGCUGCAGCGGGGCGCCCCUGGCUCAUUGACUUCCAGCACAAGCAGGGGAUGAGAGCUGGUAUCAUUAGGCGAGGAGAGAGGGGGGGCUGCUGUGCCGUGAGGCUGCAGCCGGUGGAAGGCUUCAGGAGCUCUGGUGCUGGUGUGAUGGAUGAACCCAUCUCCAGCGAGACGCGGAAAGCUUUCAUUGACUUAUGCCGCUGUGCCCGAAAAGAAAUGAGCAAACUGGAGGGGGGACCAAAGAGAAAAAGGACUCUACUGCCCUGUGUUGGAGUCCUGGAGCCAAACGGUGGAGAGGGAAGCUUGAUGCCCCCUCCUCUUCCUCAACCGCGGCGCUCCCAGAGGCAGCAACAGCGCUUCAGGAAGCCUGCGGAUGAAGAGGCUUGUGCCAUGUUUCAUGAGUUAUCUCAAAGAAAAGACAUGGACCCUAAUAUGUCCUCCCACAGUGAGGCAGAGGACAACAGCACCUGCUCCAUUUGUAUGGGGGACAUUGUGGACAGAACCAUGCUGGAGAGGUGUGGCCACUCUUUCUGCCGCACCUGCCUAGACCAAGCCUUUAAAGUGAAGAAGGCUUGUCCUGUGUGUCGACUGGUGUAUGGACAGUUAAUCGGUAACCAGCCAGCAAAUGGUACAAUGAUUGUAGAGCGAGACCCUGAUAUCGAGCUUCCUGGACAUGAAGGAUAUGGGUGUAUCUGCAUCAUCUACAGCUUCCCUCCUGGACUUCAGGCGCCUGAGCACCCAAACCCAGGUGUGCGUUACCCAGGAACUGACCGCGUGGCCUACCUCCCUGAUAGCCCUGAGGGGAACCGUGUGCUGGGUCUGCUCAGACGAGCCUUUGAACAGCGCCUUAUCUUCACCAUCGGUACCUCCAUGACCACGGGCAUGCAAAAUGUCAUCACGUGGAAUGACAUUCACCACAAAACCUCAAUAUGGGGAGGGCCUCGCUGUUUUGGCUACCCGGACCCGACUUACCUUGUGCGAGUGACAGAGGAGCUCAGAGAGAAAGGCAUCACAGCGGACUGAUCGCCUCAUAGUGACUCUCUUCCAGGACUCUAUGACUUUUUACUGUCCUUGCUCUGAGCACCACCCCAGCCUCUGCCCACUGCUUAAAGGACUCUCAUCUGAUGCUGCAGCAAGCCCUCACCCCUACAUUAGCUGUUCAUUUGUUUGUUCGUAUCAGCAGCAGUGCUAAAAGUGGAAGACCAUAUUUUGAGUGCAAAGCAUUCUUGUAUAAUACGAACCUAACUGUUUUCAAAUAGAACAGAAGCCUGAUGCACAAGAGUGUCACCAUGUUGGUACUGUACAAGGUACAUUGUUAUUAUUAUGAUUAGUUUUUGUUAUUUGAAUAUUUAUGUUGUGGAUAUUUUGUUUCAUAUAUACAGAUUUUGGUUUAGUUUGUUAAAUUUAAAUGAUAUGGAUUUCAUUUUGUACAAUAACUACAAUCCAAGGCACUCACAGGCAUUUUAUUUAUUUUAACAUUUUUAUUAUUAUCAUUUAGUUUUGUGGAGCUGGUUCUAGAAGAGUUCUAGGUGGAAGGAGAUUGCUUAGAUGCCAAAUUGUUAAUGUAGUUAUGGGCUGUAAACGCUUAUAAACUACAAAUUGAUGUCAGUUUCUUGGAAGUAUUAGUUUUUUAUUUUAAUACUUUCCUCUAAUUUUACAAAACAAUGGCGAAUGUAUGCAGAGUUUUGCAGCACUUUUCUGUCCAGUCUAUUUCCUUGGAAUCAUCAUUCCUUUGUUAUACCCGAUUUUUAAUGCAUUGAGUCUAUUGAUUCUCAGUAGUAUUCUUGUCAAAUAGGCCAAUCUAGAUUUAUAAAGAUGUCAGUAUGUAAAGGGCAUAUAGACCAGUCAUACCAAAUCCAAGGCACAAAAGCUCUUUAAAAUCUAUACCUCCUUGUUAAAUUGGGAGAGUGAAGUAUGAAAUAUCAAAUUAUUGAUUUAACAUGUGAAACAUAUGUAAUAUUGUUUAUAAAAAAAUAUCACAGGUACAAUUGAUCUGAGUUAUUAUAUAAUUGUGCCUUCUCUUACAUUUAGUUUGAUUAUAAAAAGUUAGCAUGCUGUAAUUAAGAUUUAUUAGGAUAAGAUUUGUUUAUAUAACUUGUUUUAGAGGAUUCUCUGACUUAAAACCUCACAGAACCUACCAUUUUGUUUAUAAUGAUCUUGUAGUCCAAAAUUCAACUAAGAUGACAUUUGUUAAACAUUAAUAAUUUAUAUUCUUUUAAAACUAAUUUAUUUUGUUAAAGCCCCUACAUUUCAGUUAAGGGACCAAGAAACUAAAACAUUUGGACAUAAGUUAUGUGAGUAGCUCAUAAAGUUACCAGGCAAACAUUUCUAUGCAUACAUAAAGGAGUGAGCAAAAUUAAAACUUAGGAAGGGAUUGUUGAGGAAAAGUUGUUAAUUUGCUUUUCCAGUUGUUUUAGUUUAUACUCUGUUGAUAUAAAAAUGUGCUUUACAUUUUAAUACUUGAAUAAAAAGUUAUGUUUCAAAUUA